Scophthalmus maximus (turbot) is the source of this 2167-nucleotide messenger RNA. It is a transcript of the gene cd151l, whose product is annotated as CD151 antigen, like. The coding region runs from base 224 to 985 and encodes 253 amino acids. Gene Ontology annotation, cellular component: membrane. The record is from RefSeq and is a predicted model, not a curated record. NCBI's taxonomy places the organism in Eukaryota, Metazoa, Chordata, Actinopteri, Pleuronectiformes, Scophthalmidae. The transcript has 8 exons.
CAGCUCCACCACCAGCACCACCAGCUCCACCACCAGCACCACCAGCUCCUUCUCCAGCUCCAGUCUCGCUCCGCACUUUCUUCGACUGUUUCCUUCCUGCCCCCCACCCUCCUCCGACUUCUCUCGCCGUUGUCCGAGUCGACGUGGACAGAAAAACGGGGCGACAUUUCGGAUUCGUCUUCCGGCUCUUUCCACCGACGGGACGACCGGAACCAGCGGCAGCAUGGGGGCCUAUGAAGAGAAAAAGGAGGCGUGUGGAACCGUCUGUCUGAAAUACCUCCUGUUUACCUUCAACUUUCUCUUCUGGUUGGCGGGGGGCGUUGUGAUGGCGGUGGGCAUCUGGACCUUGCUCGAGAAGAGCGACUACAUCAGCCUUCUCUCCUCCAAGACCUACGCUGCCUCCGCCUACAUACUGGUCCUGGCCGGAGCCAUCGUCAUGGUAACAGGCGUGCUGGGCUGCUGCGCCACCUUCAAGGAGCAGAGGCGGCUGCUGCGAGUGUACUUUGUCCUGCUGCUGUGCAUCUUCCUGUUGGAGAUCCUGGCCGGCGUCCUGGCAUAUAUCUACUACCAGCAGUUGAACGAGGAGCUGAAGCAGAACCUGAGGGACACUAUGAUCCAGAAAUAUCAACAGAAGUCCCACGAACACAUCACGAGGGCUGUGGAUAAGCUGCAGCAGGAGUUCAAGUGCUGCGGCAGCAACAGUUCGGCCGACUGGGCCUCCAGCAUCUGGAUCCGCUCCCGGGACUCGGACAACCGGGAGGUGCCCGACAGCUGCUGCAAGAGUCCGACGGAGCUGUGCGGCCGCAGGAGCCACCCCUCCAACAUCUACAAGGUGGAGGGCGGCUGCAUCUCCCAACUGGAGAAAUUCAUCCUGGACCACCUGAAGAUCAUCGGAGCGGUCGGUGUUGGCAUUGCCUGCGUACAGAUCAUAGGGAUGGUGUUUACGUGCUGCCUGUAUCGGAGUCUGAAGGCAGAGCCGUACUGAGAGGAGCAGGAAGAAGAGGAGUGUGUGUGGGUGAAGGAGGAGACUUCAUCACUGCACGUCGAACGCAAGCAGCCCAUAGGUUCUUUUUUCUUUGCCCUGCACACAUCGGGAGGGGGCUUGGCACUGGAUCAAAUUGCACAUCAGAGGAUCGCGUCUUGGUGAACAAAGGGUGGAAAAACACUACAAGGUUUUUCUUUUUCUUCGAGUAAUUAGGCACUUAAAUUGCAGCCGCGUUGAAGAUCUGAGUGACUCUGAUGGAAAUCAGAACACAGUUUGUGUGAGUUGGCCUCCGCGGGACUGAAAGACACUGUAGUUUUCUUCCACUCCGAUUCCCACGGUGUACGUUGACGCGCGUGUGGACCGGGUGUGCUGCGCCCGCGAGUGGUGUAAAGAUCGGUGGAGUGAAACUGGCACUCUGCAGAAAAUGUUAAACCACGGUCGCAGCGGCGGCGGCGGCACCAGCAGCUUCUCUUUCCCAGCAGCGCGGUUCAUUUUGUUUUCACAUUAACUCGCCACUCGUGCAUUUUAUACCUUUGUUCCAUAGCGGCCUUUUUUAAAACUUUUUAACUGAAUUGUUUUUUGGAUUUUGUAAAUGAUUUUUCUCUAAACACCCGAGGUGCUUUCUUAUGAACCGUUAUUUUCCGCUUAAUGCCUUAUGCGUCUUCGAAGUGACAUGUCAGUGUUUGAUCAGGUUUUUAAUCCAAACCUAAAACCUGUUCAGAUUAUCUGACAGUGCACAACGUAACUGUGCCACUUGCAGAAUCCUAACUACCUGUACUACUCUGAGGUGUAAAUGUUACUGGAAGUGAUUUUGCCACUAAUGUUGCUCAUAAGAAAGUGCCUCGUGUUUUCAAUUUUACCGUCUUCUUUUUCUUUUUUUUUAUACGAGAGUUUUAUCCACCGAAGCCAAAGUUGUCAACAGUAACUUUUUGUAAGGACCUACUUCAUCCCUUCCAGCCUUUAUUCACUUAUCUAACGAUCUUCUCAAUAGGCCAUAAACAUAUGUAUUAUUGUAUUUAACGAGACACUGUGCUAGAACAUACAUAGUUUAUCACUGUAUUUGACGUAGCGUGCUUUCCCUGUGCGCCUCAGAGACGACACCGGAUUAAUCUGCUGUAUUUGAGUCUCUGUGAUAAUCCGCGGGAUUAUUUUGAGUUUGAAUAAACGUCAACCGACACUUCA